Psammomys obesus (fat sand rat) is the source of this 390-nucleotide messenger RNA. RefSeq names its product potassium voltage-gated channel subfamily E regulatory subunit 1 (gene Kcne1). The transcript has a single exon. Gene Ontology annotation, molecular function: delayed rectifier potassium channel activity; voltage-gated potassium channel activity involved in ventricular cardiac muscle cell action potential repolarization; potassium channel regulator activity. The coding region runs from base 1 to 390 and encodes 129 amino acids. The record is from RefSeq and is a predicted model, not a curated record. Gene Ontology annotation, cellular component: membrane. NCBI's taxonomy places the organism in Eukaryota, Metazoa, Chordata, Mammalia, Rodentia, Muridae. Gene Ontology annotation, biological process: negative regulation of delayed rectifier potassium channel activity; potassium ion export across plasma membrane; membrane repolarization during action potential.
AUGAGCCAGUCUAAUUCCACAACCGUGCUGCCCUUUCUGAGCACGCUGUGGCAGGAGGCGGCUGAGCAGGGCAGCGACGGGCUAGGCCUGGCUCGAAGGUCUCAGCCCCGAGACGACAGCAAGUUGGAGGCGCUCUACAUCCUCAUGGUGCUCGGCUUCUUUGGCUUCUUCACCCUGGGCAUCAUGCUGAGCUACAUCCGAUCCAAGAAGCUGGAGCACUCCCACGACCCGUACAACGUGUACAUCGAGUCGGAUGCCUGGCAGGAGAAAGACAAGGCGGUCUUCCAGGCCCGAGUGCUGGAGAGCUGCAGGGCUUGCUACGUCAUUGAAAACCAGGUGGCCGUCGAGCAGCCUGCCACACACCUUCCUGAGCUGAGGCCGUUGUCAUGA